Perkinsus marinus ATCC 50983 is the source of this 886-nucleotide messenger RNA. Its product is annotated as Casein kinase II subunit beta, putative. Gene Ontology annotation, molecular function: protein kinase regulator activity. Bases 6 to 812 code for a protein of 268 amino acids. Gene Ontology annotation, cellular component: cytoplasm; protein kinase CK2 complex. The transcript is spliced from 9 exons. The record is from RefSeq and is a predicted model, not a curated record. NCBI's taxonomy places the organism in Eukaryota, Perkinsozoa, Perkinsida, Perkinsidae.
CUUCUAUGGCCCAACGCGAGACAGCAGGAGGAGUCCCUGGUAUGUCAAAAAGCGAUUCUGAGGGUCUCUCUGAUGAGGCAUCAGAUGAUCUCAGUGAAGAUGAAGGCGUUAGCUGGAUUGAGUGGUUCUGUCGCUGCAAGGGCAAUGAGUACUUCGUAGAAGUAGAUGAGGACUAUGUACUGGAUGAUUUCAAUCUCACUGGUUUGCGGGAUAUAGUUCCUUAUUAUGACCACGCCCUCAACGUCAUCCUAGACGCUGAGGAUGAGGAACUGGAUAGCGGCGAGUUGGAUCACUCAAAAGAAGAUGCAAUAGAAAGUGCGGCCCAGAUGUUGUAUGGGCUCAUUCAUGCCAGGUUCUUAUUGACUAGUCGAGGUAUGCAGGCUAUGUUGGAUAAGUACUCGGCUUUUACGUACGGGUUAUGCCCGAAUGCGGACUGUGAAGAGGCGAAGCAGCCGGUCCUGCCCUAUGGUAAUGAUCGGCCCGGUCAGUGUGGUACAAAAGUCUUCUGUCCACGGUGUAAUGAGAUUUACUACCCUCGAUCAGCGAGGUUGGAGAUCAUUGACGGCGCCUAUUUUGCUAGCUCGUUCUGUCAUAUGUUCCUCAUGGCAUAUCCCCAUCUGCGGCCCACAUCGCCGGCCGUGCCAUUCGAACCAACGGUAUACGGUUUCAAGAUCCAUUAUAGUGUUCGAGACGGCGUGAGAAAGCAGUUUCAAGUUCGACAGCAAAGACUUCAAGAACAGCAGCAGCAGCAACAACAGCAGCGAGAAGAGGAGGAGGAUCUGAAAGCCCAGCAGCAUGCUGCUAGUGUUUGACCUUGGUCGGUGACAGUAGCGAGGCCUGGCGGCCUAUACACAACGUAUCACUACCAACUAUUGAGUGACAACGC